Aspergillus glaucus CBS 516.65 is the source of this 1181-nucleotide messenger RNA. Its product is annotated as S-adenosylmethionine-dependent methyltransferase. The transcript is spliced from 4 exons. NCBI's taxonomy places the organism in Eukaryota, Fungi, Ascomycota, Eurotiomycetes, Eurotiales, Aspergillaceae. The coding region runs from base 139 to 1113 and encodes 324 amino acids. The record is from RefSeq and is a predicted model, not a curated record.
AAUGCGAUUUUUUCUCGGCGGCAUCGCGAGAUUUCCGAUUUUCUUUGCCACAUCGCGAUUUUGUCUGAAUACCGGCAGACUCUUCCGUAUUAAUUUUCUAGCAUAUAUCGAUACCAAUCCUCAACACAGAAACACAAAAUGAUUAGCAGGGACCCUGAGGAGCCACUUCACGUGCUUGACCUGCCUCAAAUCUACACCAAACCGUCGGGAACUGACACAGACGCCGAGACGACAAAGACUCCGUCCGUCCAGCCGACCGGAGUAACUCGCUAUCUGACCUCGAUUAUCUCCAGUCCACUCUCAUGGCUUGAAACCGACGCACUCCGGGACGCUAUAUGGGAUGCCACCUCUGCUCGUCUUAGCGAGCGGUGCGGUCGGACUGCCAUGCCAGCUAUGUCUCGAGUCUUCACAGUGCCUACGGCAGGAGGCGACCAUUUCACACUAACCCUCCACGAACCUUCGCUUACCGCUGACAACCUGGGCAUGAAGACCUGGGUUUCCUCCUAUCUCCUCUCCCAUCGCCUUCUCACAGUCCUCGACACCGCGCCUCAGCUUGUACCAUCCACGACAACUACCCCACAUACCGAAGACAAACUUCGAGCGCUAGAGCUGGGGGCAGGGACCGGGCUCGUAGGACUUUCAUUCGCAGCCCUCCGGGGCAAGUCGGCCACAAUCCACUUGACAGACCUCCCACCGAUCGUUCCCAACCUCGCACACAAUGCCGCUCUGAACGUGGAACUGCUCAACAGCACGGGAGCAACAGUGACAACCGGCAUCCUGGACUGGUCUAUCGUCCCUGAUCCACUUCCUACCCCAGAAGAGCAAUAUGAUAUCAUCCUCGCUGCCGACUCGCUAUACUCACCGAGUCAUCCGGAACUGCUCGUUAACGCCAUCACGCACUGGCUGAGCCGUGGUUCGAAUGCGCGUGUGGUACUCGAGAUGCCAUUCCGUGAUGCGUACUUGCCGCAAAUAGACGAGCUCCGGCAGCGACUGGGGAAUCUUGGUCUGGCAGUGGUGGAAGAGGGAGAGGAGACUGGUUAUGAUGACUGGGAGACGGCAGAUGGGUCAGCAGUUGCGGUUCGGUGUUGGUGGUCUGUUUGGGGGUGGCCCUAGCACCCUUGAGGUUCGGACCAAUAAAGUGACGAAAAUAGAUGAUAAACGAUUCGCAUAGAUAUAAAAGG